Truncatella angustata is the source of this 1764-nucleotide messenger RNA. Its product is annotated as major facilitator superfamily domain-containing protein. Gene Ontology annotation, molecular function: transmembrane transporter activity. The record is from RefSeq and is a predicted model, not a curated record. Gene Ontology annotation, cellular component: membrane. Gene Ontology annotation, biological process: transmembrane transport. Lineage: Eukaryota; Fungi; Ascomycota; Sordariomycetes; Amphisphaeriales; Sporocadaceae. The transcript is spliced from 3 exons. The coding region runs from base 427 to 1764 and encodes 445 amino acids.
AAUUGAUUGGUGCUGAAUAAUGUGUUCAGAGACAUGAGCUUACAUGCAGUUCAAUGUUGCACUCACCCUUGUUUUCGUACACCUGCCGGCUUCAGCUGGAUCCACAGAUUCGGGUCUCGAUCGUGGUUUCCUUCCCGUGGGUAAGCCCUGGUAGCUGACAAGGUUGUCUAAAAUCGAACUCUAUAAGAGUUGGUGGCGCCUGGAUAUUGACGAUAGGUCUCCAGAGGAUACGCCAGCGGCCGCCGAUUUUCUUCUCUUAAUUCCUACGCAUCGCGCGUCUAGGAACUCACUAAUUUGGAGUUCUUGAUCACGAUAGAGAAGAUUGUGUACCGCAAGUUCACUCCAGUCCACCAUCGUUAUUCAUUUCCAUCAUCUUUCCAGUCGGUGCCCUCUAAAAAGGAGUUUAAAACAAAUAAAAUAUUGAGCAUGUCGGAUACCCUGCAGGCGGACAUUCCGUCCACGAAGCCACCCAGCUCCGAGCUGAAGGAUGACAAGUCAGGCUCAGUGUCGGUGCACGUUGCCGAAGCUCAAGGCUUUGACAAGAAAGAGACCAAGCGCCUCUUGCGAAAGCUCGAUUGGCAUCUUAUCCCGUUCAUGAGUUUGAUUUAUUUACUCUGCUUUUUGGACCGUACAAACAUCGGAAAUGCUCGAUUGGACAACUUGGAGCAGGACUUGCACCUGCAGGGCAUCCAGUACAAUGAUUGUCUCGCGAUUUUAUUUCCGUUUUAUAUCGCCGCUGAGAUUCCCUCCAACAUGAUGAUGAAGCGCCUCCGACCGUCUAUCUGGCUGACAUUCAUCAUGGUCUUUUGGUCUGCGGCCAUGAUUGGACAGGGCUUUGUCAAGAAUUAUUCUGGCCUUAUGGCUACGCGUGUAUUCUUGGGGGUCUUUGAAGGCGGUCUAUUCCCUGGCGUGAACUACUACAUCACGCAGUGGUAUUGCAGGCAUGAGACCGGCUUUCGCAUGGCACUUUUCUUCUCUGCAGCUACCCUUGCUGGUGCUUUCGGUGGUAUCCUUGCUCGUGGUAUUGCAGAGAUGAGCGGAGUUGGUGGUCUGCACGCCUGGUCCUGGAUUUUUAUCCUCGAAGGCCUUCUCAGUAUCAUCGUGUCCUUCACGGCCUACUGGGCGAUUUACGACUACCCCGCUACAGCACAAUUCCUCACCAACAGUGAAAGAAACGAGGUCGAGCGCCGUCUUCUCGAGGACCACGGUCACCUAUCUAACGACUUCGACGUCAAGUAUGUGUGGCAGGCAAUCAAGGACUGGAAGAUAUAUAUUUUCAUGCUCAUUUGUAUGGCCGGCUUCUGCCCCAUCUAUUCGUUCUCUCUUUUCCUGCCAACCAUCAUCAAAAACAUGGGAUAUACAGCAAAUAAUGCUCAGCUCAUGUCGGUCCCUCCUUACGUAUUCGCCUGCGUCUUCACUAUUGGCGCUAGUUACUUUGCCGACAAGGUUCGUCAGCGUGGAGUUUUCCUGCUUGGCUUCCAGGCUGUGGCUGUUGUUGGUUUCUCUAUGCUUGCCGGCAGCGGGCAUGCACCAGUUCAGUACACUGGCACCGUUCUGGCCGCCAUUGGUAUCUACCCCCAGAUUCCCCUUGGCAUGGCAUGGAAUGGUGCCAAUAUCGGUGGAAGUCUCAAGCGCGGCACCGGUAUUGCUAUGCAAGUCAUGGGUGGCAACUGCGGUGGUAUCAUCGCAUCUUACGUCUACCUCACUCGUGACGGGCCGAGAUAUAUCACUGGCCAUUGUAUCCUAAUCGGCUUUGUCGUGUGA